This is a messenger RNA of Panicum virgatum (switchgrass), 1176 nucleotides long. RefSeq lists its product as uncharacterized. Bases 24 to 983 code for a protein of 319 amino acids. Gene Ontology annotation, molecular function: zinc ion binding. The transcript has 4 exons. Lineage: Eukaryota; Viridiplantae; Streptophyta; Magnoliopsida; Poales; Poaceae. The record is from RefSeq and is a predicted model, not a curated record.
UUAGAAGGGACAUAUCAGAAAAGAUGGGAGGAGUUAUUUUGCCACACAUCAUCAAGGAUCUGAGGGAGCGAAGUAGGAAUUUGGAUAUGGAUGUGCAGCGAGGCGGGAAAAUUCUUGCUGAGGUGUCUGUGAAGGGUAGUAGUGGCUACAAAUGUGUUGUCAACCUAGAAGAAAGAACUUGUUCUUGCAGAAAAUGGCAAGUCUCAGGCAUUCCCUGCAAACAUGCCAUUGCAUUUAUCACACAUCUUGGGGAACCUUUGGAAAAUUAUGUUCAUAUGUUCUACUCAGUUGACAAAUUUAAGGCUGCAUAUGAGGCUCUAAUCCCUGCCUUGCCUGAUAAGUCACAAUGGGCACAAUCUGGCCAUAAUUUUUUCAUGCAUCCACCACUCCUAAAACCUACCGCAGGUAGAAGACAAAACCAAAGGUUCAAAGGAUGCACAGAGGGCAGCACAAUCAAAAAGAAAGGGUCACAUCAAUGCAAAGUUUGCAAGAACUAUGGCCAUCGCUGGUAUAAGUGUAAGGACGGUGACCCUGAUGACAUAGCAGCAAUGAUGGCUGAAAAGUGUCCACCAAAGAAAAAGAAGAAAAAUGUUGCACCAUCUUGUGAGAGCAGCAUUGUACCUGUUGAUCCGACAAUUAAAACAAUGCAUUUUCCUCCUAGCAAGAGUGCCUCGGUUAGCUUAGGUUCUGGAAACUCAGUCAGGUCUGGAAGUGGCUCAAACCAACCUGAGCCACUUUCCAUUGAGUACCCGACGCUACUUGCAUGUGAAACCACACCACCUCGUGACAUCUCCAAACCUACAAGAAAAAAGGCAGCUAAAGGGAAGGCAAAGGCAGCAGGGAAAAAGAAGAAGAAGGAAGUUUCCGUGCCAUAUGAUAGCUCGGCAAUGGGUACUCGAAGCAAGACCACCCCUCAGAAGGACAGCCCUGCCUCACAAACUAGAAGCAAAAGAAAGCUGCCACUUCCGGAUCUAAACUGCUAGUUGAUGCAAUUUAUUAUGUGGGGUCCUAUUUUGCUUGGUCUUUGUGAACCAGUUUCGUAUUCUUUUGCUAAGAUGUUGUCAGCUAUUGGUUGCUGCUAGUUCUUUGUAUGCACAGCUAUGGCUGAUUGGAAUAUGCCUAUGGACAGCACUGAUGCUUAUAUAUGUACUAAUAGUUGCUUUGACUAAUUGCUUA